CGUUAAGCGGUGGAAAUUCUCGAGCACACACACGUUGCGAACGAACACGAGAGCCGAGAAUAAAAUAUUCACAUAAAUUCCGUGGCGUUCGCCUCUCGGUUCCUGCGUCCUUUCGGAAAAUUCAUUAGCCGGAAAAAAGGCGAAGAGGUUGAGGAGAGGCGAACUAGGCGCGGUGAAAUGUCAACUGGCCAGUGCAAAUAAUAAUUGUCCAUGGGGCCAACGAAGAAGGAGGAGCCAAUGAACUUGCUGACAACUUGAGCCGGCCACAAGUAGCAGGUCGUGGAGGAGAAGCCCCUUGGGCGGUCAAGGAAUCAUGGGUGACCUCCAGGCCACCAUCGAGUUCUCCGUGGAGCUGCACAAGUUCUUCAAUGUGGAUUUGUUUCAGCGCGGCCUCUACCAGGUGCGUUGUGGCCUGCGUGUAUCACCCCGUCUACCCGUCCAGGUGGAGACGAGCAUACCGGAUGCCAGCGGUCCCGGCAAACAGAACGGACACGCGAACGGCCUGGGUUCCGGAUCCGGCUCCGGAUCGGCCAACGCCACCGGCAAUGCCACCGACCAUGGCAGCAGCGACAGCGAGCGGGGCGAAUUGUCACCGGGUGAGGGCAGUGGGAACCUGGGAAGUGCCUCGCUGGCGGGCAGCUGCUCCUCCGCCUCGGUUAUCAACGGCAGCGGCGCCUCGCGCAUCUUUCAGAUACUCUAUCGGAAUGAGGAGGUGCCUUUACGCGACAUCAUCCACUUUCGAAGUCAUCUUCUAGUUGACAGUCGUCACCUGAAGGAGUCCAUUGAACGGGCCGAGUUCUCCUUGCAGCUGGAGCUAUGGUUUGGGGAACAAAACGGCUCCAGCAGCCUCAAUGGACACGGAGGCAAUGGCGGCGGCGAUGGGAGAAUGGGCAGUUUCUCUGGCGGCAGCACCACACUGACACUGGCCUCCACCAGGAGUCUGCAGUUGAACUUUCAUCCGGGACGCGGCCUACACUAUCACCUGCCGGUGCUGUUCGACUAUUUCCACCUGGCGGCCAUCAGCGUGGGCAUUCAUGCCAGUCUCGUGGCCCUCCAUCAGCCCUACAUCAAGCGAAGCAUGUUCUCGUACAUGAAAUUCUGUGCUCCUCGCAGCUCGAAGCCCUGGAGUGCCGGCAAGUUGAGCUGCCGGGGAAAUACCUCGCCGGGUCCCCUGGAGGCGGUGUUCUUUGGACCCCAAAUAGGUGGCACCACCAAGUGCAGCGGCGGUCCCGCCGGACGACUACUCCAGUCCCGGGCCAUUCAUCGGGAGAUCUGCUGCCUGCUCCUGGGCGCCAUAGAGCAGCUGAAGGCGACUCUAAAUGAGUUUAGCACUGUGCUCCCGCCAAGCAUCAACUCGCAGAUCGGAUCGCCGCCCCUGAGGGAGAACGAUACAGGGGAGCGACUUCAGCUGCUGCUGGAUCAGGCCAAGCAAUUGGAGGCGGAGGAGGACUUUGCCAUUCGUGCCAAUUCCGACAUUGCCCAGCUGUGUGCGGAGAGCAUAUUCUGGUGGCGCCGCGUGCUCCUGGCCUCCCGAUCCUCCACGGCUGUGCACACGCUGCUGGCGCGAAAGCAUCACAUCCUGAGGGUGCGACGCUUCGCCGAGGGUUUCUUUGUGCUGGAACAACCGCGUCAUGCGGCUGCCGCUGGAUGUCAGGAGCAAGCCAAUGGUUCACCAUCGCCGGGUCACUGUCAGGGCUAUGUGGCCAUUGCAGAGCUGGCGCGAAGGAGCCGCUACCUACAGUCCCUGCCGCCGCUUCCCGUUCACUGUACGCCCAUCGAUGGAGACGCCUCCUCGCUGCCCCUCAUCUUCGAAGAUCGCUACGUGACACCGGGUAGCAGCUAUGGACGAAGGCGCUCCGGCAGUGAUACCCAGCUGGAUGAAUCGGUGUCUAUUGGCGGUGGGGUGGGCAGCUGUCAGAAGAAGAAGGUGGAUAAGACGCACUCGAGCAGCAGCCUCAACGGUAUUAAAGACUGCCUGGCCUGCCACUUCGAUUACGAUUACCCGCAGACAAACGGCUCGGGUCCGGCUCAUCCGCAUGCCAAGUGCGUCGUCACACCGCGCUUCGCCUUGGGCGGUGAGGUACUCCAGGCCAGUCUGACCAUAGCUCCCAGCAAGGAGCAGGCGCCGGCUCCUCCACCUCCCACAGCGGCUCUGCGACACAACCUCUCUCGGCACUCGGUCACCGGUCUACUGGAGGAUCUCGAUCUGGAUUCCAGUGUUCCGGCGCGGCAUAGCAAAUCCCUGGACCAACUCGAUGGCUGUGAUGGAUUGCCCACCAAUCCGGUGCCACCAACCACCAACCACACGUUACCCCGCCUUCAGGCCGAUGAUCUGAUGAGAAAUAUUUGUGAGUUCCGGCAGCGCUACGGGAAGUUCGAUUACCUGCACGAGAUCAAGCUGCUGAAUCCUCCCAAGCAUCAGCACAGCAACACUCAGCAACAGGGACAGCCGGCGCAGCAGGGUCAGCAAUGCACCAAUGGCUACAACUCACUUCCCAAGUCGAUGGUGCCGCCAAGGAACUCAUACCCGCCACCACCGCCCACGCAGCACACGACGAUGCCUCGGAGUAGCUCCUCGCAGAUACCGCGUGCCGUGGAGAUUGCCCGCGUGAGGGUGUCGGACAUCAAGGAGAUGCUGCGCCAGGGCCAACUCAGGAAAGAGUCCAGCAGCUCCGAGAGCGACAUGAUGCAGAAGCUCCAGAUGUUGAGCUCCAACAGUGUGCCCUUCCGACUCGAGGGAGCUAGCGGUGGCAAUGGCAAUGGAACGAGCAACAACAAUACCACCAGCAGCGAUCCCAACACCAGCGGAUUCAGUGAAUCCCUGCCCAAUCUGGCUCCUCCGCCCGAAUUCGAUUCGGACUCGCAGUUGAGGCGUCAAAGGAGCAACUCCACCUCCUCGCUGAGCGAAGAGAGCGGCUGGGUGAGUAGCCGGAGAAGCUCUCUGGCCAUCUCCAGUCCAGACACCAUCACCAGCACGGCGGGUCUGAACAAUCAACGGCAGCGGCACACUCAGCUCAACCUGGGCAUGGGCAUGGCCAUGGAGACACGCCUGAACGGGGAACAGCUGCGCCUGCGCCUCCAGAAGGUACUGGAGCAGCAGCAGCUCCAGCAGCAGCAUCCGCACAAGACGCGGAAGAGACAGGCGGCAACCUCCAGUCAAAGCAGAACGCCGGCCCGUCAGCCACCUGAGGUGCACAAGAAGGUGUCCUCGGUGACGGUGAAUAUCAAGAGGGAGCGCUCUCGCUUCCAGUUGGACAGACUGCGUCAUCUGCCCAACGGAGAGUCCACGGAGGUGGAGGAGAUGGAGCCGCCGCCGCGUAGGAAUCGCCACAAGACUGCCGCCUCUACGGGAAAAUCCAAGUCGGACUUUGACAUCACCAGCCUAAAGGAUAUGCAGCCGCUGGACGCCGUCUGCCUGCCGCCACCUCAGCAGUUUCAAGACCAAGAACAGGAGCUGGCUUUGGUUGCCCUGGCUCCACCGCCGCCCGACGAAUUCCGCGAUCCGCCACCAGAGCCAGCACCCUCCGCAGCACCUCUCCCUGUUCCUUCUACCGUUGCCAUUUCAGCUGCAGUUUCCCUUCCUGCCUCACUUCCUCCCAGUGCCAAAGCCAAGAUCCAGGUGACCUGUCAUCUGCCACCACCGCCGCUCAAGGAGCGCCAGCCGGUGGGUGCCAUUGAUAAUCCAGUGUACCACAUCUAUGAGUCCUUGCGACCGAUCUCCACGCCGGCCAUCUUCACCAAUAAGCCCGUACUGAAAUCGCACAGCCUGGCGGAGCUGAAGAGGCCACAGAAUCUCCCAAAUCCUCUGAGCCAUCAAUGCAAGUCACAUGCCAUCAACGGCAGUAAUGGCUUGGAUGCCGAGCCGGACGAGAACAAAGAGAACUCCAAUGGCCAGGUGCGGGUGGCCAAGCCACCGGGCAAUCCCUCUGGGAAGCACAAGCGGAAGGGACAGGGCUCUGCCGCUGUGCAGGAGGCACCGCCCAGCAUCUCGCUGCUCGAGUUCGAGAAGUACCGCGAGGAGUUCCGCAAGCAGAUCAAGUACCAGGGCAGCAUAUACUCGGACUACGUCCAGCUGGCCUCCGAGCUUCCCUAUUUCUACAUCAGCGAUGAGUACCGCGCCUUCUCCCCCAACGGCAUGCAUCUGGUCAUCUGCGUCCACGGGUUGGAUGGCAACUCGGCGGAUUUGAGGCUGGUGCGUACUUACCUGGAGCUGGGACUGCCAGGAGUGAACCUAGAGUUUCUCAUGUCGGAACGGAACCAGGGAGACACCUUCUCUGACUUUGACACCAUGACUGAUCGGCUGGUAACCGAGAUACUCUACCAUAUCGAUAGCUGCGCUCUGAAUCCAGUUCGCAUCUCAUUUGUGGCCCAUUCCCUGGGCACGAUUAUUGUGAGGAGCGCCUUGGCCAGGCCCCAGAUGCGUCCUCUGUUGCCGCGUCUGCACACCUUCCUCUCGCUCUCGGGUCCGCACUUGGGUACUCUCUACAAUACCAGUGGACUGGUUAAUAUGGGCAUGUGGUUCAUGCAAAAGUGGAAGAAAUCCGGUUCCCUACUGCAGCUCUGCAUGCGGGACACCACCGAUAUGCGAAACAGUUUCCUGUAUAGGCUCAGCCAAAGGAGCACCCUGCAUCACUUUAAGAAUAUCCUGCUCUGCGGCUCCAGCCAGGAUCGUUAUGUGCCAGCGCAUUCCGCCAGACUAGAGCUAUGCAAGGCGGCCAUGCGGGAUAGCUCCACGUUGGGCACCAUUUACAGGGAAAUGGUUCACAAUGUCAUAGCCCCAAUUUUAGCCCGGCCGGAACUGACUUUGGCCCGCUUCGAUGUCCAUCACGCUUGCCCCAUACGGCUAAUACACUAAUUGGUCGAGCGGCUCACAUAGCUGUCCUGGACUCGGAGUUAUUUAUUGAGAAAUUUAUGCUAAUCGCUGGC
Molecule: messenger RNA, 4926 nt
Organism: Drosophila serrata
Lineage: Eukaryota; Metazoa; Arthropoda; Insecta; Diptera; Drosophilidae
Product: protein FAM135A
Biological process (GO): lipid metabolic process
Source: RefSeq, a predicted model, not a curated record